AUCGUUCACGAUUCGGACAUACUGUUCUCCAACUCCAUCAGGAAUGAGCAACGCUCGCCGAGCAGCGGAUAUGCGCCCGGUAUCGACGACUAUUUUAAUCGUUCCUGCGGACGCUAUGCAUGCAGCUCUGCGUUGAUAACGCAUGCUUAAGCGGCUCGUCUGUUCACGAAGCGAAACAUGUAACAGAAUCCUCGCUGGUCCCGGCUUGAGAGGCGGCAGGAGUGAAGAGCAAUCAAUCACCGGACGCCUCCACCGUUAUUCGGUGUGUGUACAGGACAGUGAGUGCUGCUGAGGCAAGAGAACCGCUGCUCUAAUGCUACCCUGAACACACCGACUCAGCGCUGCUAUUUUAACACGGUAUCGUGUUUUCGACCAAACAUCAGAUCAGGUUUUACAGCGGGACAAGAUGUUCCAAGUGUUGGUUUGCGGCGUUGUGGUGUUCCCCGGUCUCUUCUACACUUUUAGAAAAGUGCUCCCGUCCAUUUUCAAGCAGUGGACAGAUGCCGACGUCGUGCUGGUCAGCGAGAGGCUGGUGUCAUCCAUUCACGCUGUUAUGGCCACCACAGCUGGCAUCAUCGUGGUGUCCUCCUGCAAAGGCAAUGUGAUUAUGGACCGACACUGGCUGGCCACCUAUUUUGUCAUUUGGUAUGGCGUUCCCUACAUGUCAUAUGACAUCUUCGCCAUGUACCUCAGCCAUUACUAUCGCUUCUGGGUCAAAGGUCACAAGGACUAUAAAAGCCACUCUCUACGAACCGUCAACUCAUUUGUGAGGAAAGAGUUCCUGCUGGUCCUCCAUCACAUUGCACUACUCACCAUCCUACUGCCUGUGACUCUGUUCUUCAGGAAGGACCAGGGUGAUUACUUCAUUGGCUGUCUCUUCCUCACAGAGCUCAGCACUCCUUUUGUUUCACUGGGCAAAAUCCUCAUUCAGCUGGGGAUGCAGGACUGCUGGCUGCACAAGGUUAAUGGAGGCAUGGUGCUGCUGAGUUUCUUCAUGUGCCGCAUCGCACUCUUCCCCUACAUGUAUUGGGCCUACGGCUCCCACUACGGCAUCCCGCUCUACAGCGUUCCCUUCCAUCUCCCGCUCUCCGCCAGCCUGGGCAACCUCUGCAUCCUGGCACCGCAGGUCUACUGGUUCGUCCUCCUCUGCCGUAAAGGCCUCCGACUCUACAAGCGGCAACGGGAUGCGCAAAACCAGGCGUCUCCGCUGUCCUCUCCCGAGCCGGUCUCAGAUAUCUCCAAGGCUGAUUAGUGAAGGUCUGACCUUAUCUAGACCAAACAAUCAACAGACAUCACAGCUGAGGGCUACGGCACUGCAUCUGCUACUGUUACAAUACAAUCCAGAUUUCAUAUUAGAAAUACCCUUAUUUCUCCUCUUCACUUUACUCCAUCCCAUCUGCACACUCACAAUCACCCACUCGCCCGUUAAAAUGGCACUUCACUGGAUUUACUCUAGUGACUUCUAAGGAGCAUGUUCUAGGUCAGUUAUUGAGGGCGGUAACCUUCUUUUCCUUCUCUGAUUGGAGGAUCUGUUACAGUUUGGACUGGUGUCUUUGAAUGUCAUUGGAAUUAUCUGUUACUUUUUUUAUCUGUUAUUUUUGGUUUCGUUUUGUCCCAUAUGAAAUGCUGACAUACAAAAAUGCGCUGGUUUAAACUAGGGUAUUUAUUAUGCGAGUGGCACGGCCGUCAUGAUAAAUACAUUGUAUUAAACCCACAGCAUUUCAGAUCACAUCCCACUCGGCUCAAAGUUCCCAUCACGUGGUAAGCAUUUCCAUGGCUGCAGUGCUGCUGUUCUUGUUUACAGCUCAUUAGAGUUCUGUGAAUGUGUUUGCACACACACUGCCCUGCUGUGACUGUUUACACUUCUCUACCACACACCGCCCUUUAUGCUCUGGAGGCUGCUAAUGGAUUCUGCUUCACUUCUUUGGGCCUUUUGAGCAUCUGAAGUCCUCCCAUCCACAUGGGGGCAGUAGAGAAUCGGUCCUUAUGUUUACGUGACAUAAACUGGACUCGAGUCUAUAGGGGGAUGAGGUCUUUGCAGGGUACAAAGAGCAAGCACAUAACGCUUGGCAUAUCUUUUAGGCCACCUAAUGCCUGAGGGCAUCUCCAGGCAGUAGUCAAAGCAAUAACAUGGGGAUUCAAUGCAAGGGAUUGUGGGUAGUUGGCGAGCCCAUGUGAACACAUGAGUAAAUAUAGAAAAGCUGCAUGACAGCCUCCUCUGAAAGCAUGUAUAAAUGAUGUAAUCCUAACAUAUCAGGCAAUUUUACAUCUGAGAUUUUCAUGUGUAGAAAAGCCAUCAGAAGUCUUUAAAAUUCAUAAUUUCUGUAGUCAGUAUCAUUUCUGUUGCUCUUUGGCUGAAUAUUUUUUGGCUAGACAUCACUUUUUAUGAUUGCUGUCUACUGAAUAAUUUCUAGACAAUUGGAUCCAGAAAAGUCACUUUGAAAGAUUUGGGAACCCUGCUAAUUGUGUUUUUGAGUGUGAAGGGUGAAAUGCUCUUGAUACCGGGCUUAAAUUUUUAACUUCAUAUUAACUGAGCCUACAGUUUGAGUUGUAAAUAAAUUCAGUUUAAUUCUACAUUGAUGAACAUUGCAGUAUAAAAGGGUGAUUUGCUGUUGCCUAGGGUCAUUUUAGAGAUAAUCUGUGGCUUAUAAGAGCUUGUGUAAGUGAAGGUUUAGCAAGGAACUCAGAAGCCUUUGUUUCAGGGCUUUUAACACAACCUGCAGCAUCUUUCAUAAUACAUCUAGUGAAUGCUGGAUGCCGUAUGAAUGCAUCUGUAUGACCUAUGAGUUUGUUUUUUAGCAGUGACUUCUAGAUUCCACUAAAUGCUUUCAGAAGUGCAGAACUGUGAGAUUAAAAUGUUGCCCAGUACACACCCAUGCACUCUUAUUUAGUGUUUCCAAGACAAACUGGACCUAAAGGAUGCCUUUAGCCAAGUGUGUGUGUGUGUGUGUGAGAGAGAGAGAAGACUUGUAUAAGAGUGUGUAUAAGCUCCCAGCUCACUCUCUAGGAGGUUGAACGGGGUCUUUGCUGGACUGAAAGAGAGGAUGUGUUUUGCUUUCCCUUUCUAUAGCUUUAGUACUUUUCAAAACUUAAUAUGCAGUCUUUCAAGCUGCUGCUUCUUGUCUAUGGCAACACUAUGCUUUCCUUAGUUUUGCUGAUGCAUUUGGUUGAGUUGGCCAUAUUAAUCAUGAUGCAUGUUUUUUUUUUUUUAUGUAGUCCAUUGUGUUGAUGCGUUUGUUUACUAAUGUCUGUUACAGUACAUUUUUCCAUAACCAACAUUUUUAUUUUGUUCUCUCAUUUUUCACUGCUUAUCAUGAGGCAUAUCCAUAAUCUAAUAAAUAUGCUGUAUGGCCAAAAGCAUGUAUACACCCAAAAAGCAUCUAAAAUCAAAUAUAUGGGCAUUAACAAGGGGUUUCUCAUUCUUUUGCCGCUAUAACAUCUACAUUUUUCCCAAACUGUUGCACAAAGUUGGAUUCUGUUAAAUGUGACUUGAAUUAAGGGACCUAGCAUUAAUAUUAUAAAUUCACAAACUUUUGGCCGUGUAGUGUAAAUGUAUGAACGGGUUUAUAUCCAGAAAUAUCAUAAAUCAAUAAAUUUCAGCUUAUUUAUGCCAUGCUUGAACUUGUAGUAUAGACUGUGAUGCUGAUAAUCAUAUUUUUUGGAUAAAAAUUAUAAAAGUCUAGUGUCUUCAAAAGCCUCCUCUCUCAGCUCAGGGUUUGAUAAAGAUGUUAUCAUUUAUCAAUAAUUAUUUAGAGGUGAAAGAUGAGACUCAGAUUUUCAAAACGGACAACAUUUUGAAUUGAAAAUCCCAACAACACCUUUAGGUUUGGUAGACCGAAGAUACUUUUACGCACUUUUUACAGACAAGUAACAUCCACAGAGGUUUCGAUCUCAACUGGACUGACUCUGCUUAUGGCUCAGGCAGCAAAAAGACUGGAAUUUUUCUCAAUGGAAUAAAGUUUAUUUACCGUAGUUAUUUUACUGAAAAUUACAAACUGGGUGAAUCUGAUCAAAACAUGUCUGAAUCAUAUUUCACCCCCAAAAUCGGUAACAAAAUGCAGCCAUUAAGCCAUUUUCCUUUCAUAAAUCACCAUUAAGGCAGCGUGAGAUUUAUUUAUUUUUUUCAGGGGAAAUGUGAAAUUAAUGUUUAUUUGUAAUAAAAAUAGGCUCUCAAACUAAAAAAAGGCUUAAUGGUCAGGAAAUAGAGUUCACUCUCUUAAAUAUGAAAUACACGUUGUGAGAAGGACAGAAGUGGAGGAAGAAGAGGUGUAGAUGUUCAGAAUUUGCAUCUGCUUGCACUGAUUUUUAAUACGUAUUAAAUCUAAACUAGGCUGUGAUAUUUAAUGGGUGCUUUGUUUGGAGCUUUAUAGUUUACUGUAAAUGGUUGAAGGCAGAUAUAUGCCGAUAACUCUGGAAAAGUCUGAGGAUAGAAAAUCAAGCUAUAAUAAAUAUUAUAAAAUCUAUAAAAGCUGUUUCACUCCAAAUGAUGUGUUGUCUGGAAUAUCGUAAAUACAGUGCCUUUUAUUAAAGUUGUGUGUGAUAUUGAUACAAGCUCGAUGCACAGGAGCCCUGGGCAGGCUGUCACCAUCUCUGCUCACUUUUUUGUUUUGUUUUAAUUUUUAAAGUACACAUUACACAACUAAGAAAAACAUUAUCACAGUGACACUUUAAUUCUUUAUGCUAGUAGGUUUGAUUUUUUUUUAUGUAUAAUUUGAAUAAACUGUUACAGCUAACUUUGUCUGUUAAACAUUCUUCUUAAAAAAAGUCUUAAAAUAAUUUGAAAUGAAGCUCUGUUUUCUUGCUAUAUUGUCUUUAUAUUUGCAUUUGUGAAACUCAUUUUAAGGAAAUCUAAACUCUAAAGGUCUGUAAUGUUACCCGGUUUUCUGAACAGUAUCCAUUCCUCAUAAAAUGAAACAAUGUGGGCUUCAUUUUAAGGUCAGUCCAAAGCCAAGUUACAUAUCUAUUGUUUUGAUUUUUGCAUGGAUUUAAAAGCAUUUCAUCAGUGGUCCAGGAAGCUAGAACAAAAAACGUACACUUAUUUCCAGCUCAUUCCUUGGUUACAUCUCCAAACUCAGUUCAGCAUUAUUAACUCUUGUUCAGAGGCCAGUGGGAAAGGAAACUUUUCAGAGAACUGGGAAGUGGCCAGAAGCAUGUUUGCAUUAUCUGUUUCCUGGUGAGGAGAACACACUUCCUUGCUAUGUCCGCUUGACCUCAAAGCAUGAUUUCAUUCUGAUUUCCUAAUGCAUAACCUUUAGCACUCCCUGCCUCUUAUUUUUGAUAACAUUUUGAUUUUCACACACACACACACAAAUAUAUAUAGUAUCAGAUUUCAUAUAAAUAUUUAGGUUUCUGUUUGUUUGUAGAAUGACAUUUUAAGAACUCUCCUUUUAGAAAGGGGCUACAGAGUGCAACUAAUAUAAACACUUGAUUGAGCUUAUUUUCUGGAAACUUGUAAAUCCAAACACUACUUUGGGGGAAAAAAUAAAUAAAUCUGAUUUGGUGAA
This is a messenger RNA of Carassius auratus (goldfish), 5504 nucleotides long. RefSeq names its product TLC domain containing 3A (gene tlcd3a). Gene Ontology annotation, biological process: lipid homeostasis. The record is from RefSeq and is a predicted model, not a curated record. The coding region runs from base 407 to 1252 and encodes 281 amino acids. Gene Ontology annotation, cellular component: membrane; endoplasmic reticulum. The transcript has 5 exons. Lineage: Eukaryota; Metazoa; Chordata; Actinopteri; Cypriniformes; Cyprinidae.